AUGGCACGACCCGGCGCUGAAGGACCCACUGAUCGGCCUGACGAGAGUGAGACUGUCAAGACACCACAUGCACGCUCCUUAGAAUCCAGGCGACGCAGCUCGCUGGUUAUCCCCGGGGAUGAAACACAUGCCGAUAAGCAGAUCUACUCCCCCGAGGAUUUCGUCGAAUGGAUUAAAGACAAUGCAGAAUUCACCUUCACGCUCAUGAUACACAGGCAGGAGAAGUGGGAACAGAGGGAGCAGGAAAUCAAAGAGAUGGAGGACGCCCAUAAGGAGGAGGUGUACAACUUAAACGAACGGAUUAUGCGUUUAACGCAACAAAUCCCCCGCGAAAAUGAGGAUGGAGAUUCGCGUAUGGAGGCAGAGUAUGCCCAGAUGCGGGAUGAGUUAGACCAGGCUCAGAAGGAGAAAGAAAGUCUGCUGGCGGUGGUCAAGAUGAUGGGAGGAGGUGCACCUACCGUGAAAGGAAACCAUCAGUCCCCGGCACAGAAGAGCUCUGAUGCAUCCAGUUCCUCGACAGGCAAGCGAUCGCGUAACGCGCAGGACGAUGGACCGGACGGCCAAUGGGGGUUCCGAGUAGCACGCACGUCCACUCCGCUGGGGCCGGAUGCUCCGCGCGUGGUCGGAGCGUUGGCUACAUCGCCGGGUGUGAAGCGGGCUCGCUUGUUGCAAGAGUCGGAUAGUCGGGCUGUGGCUACGACCAGUUCCCGUACGCUGCAGUUGCCGCCUCAGACGUCACAACUGCUCGAAAUAUACUUUGCGGUCACGCAUUCAUGGUUUCCCGUGAUCGCCAAGCAUAACAUCCUCCGCGCCUCUUACCUCUACGCCAACGCUCCUUUCUCUAUCACCACAACGUCACCUGGAUCCGGUGAUCACGCUGCGCUAUGGGCAAUCUUGAGCUACACAAUCACCCAAUCACGAACAAAUUCGCGGGCCGGUCCCGCUGAACCAAUCGCCUUGGCAAAAGAAUAUUAUACUGUCUCGCGGAAUCUCAUUCCCACGGAGAAAGCGCGUUAUGAACUUGGCCAUAUCCAGGCAUUGCUGCUGCUAACCUUGGUUAACAUGGGUCUCGAGGAUUGGACCGCGGCCUGGCUGUUGAGUGGUCAAGCAGUGCGCAUGGCCACUGCCAUGGGACUUGGAGCUUUGUCUGAUAGCAGGCGAUCUGAUGAACUUAGACAAGGCAAGGCGGUCUUCUUGGGAUGCUUUGUAAUUGAUUCAUUGCUCUCCUUCCGCCUUUCCCGAAGUCCCGCCAUGCCUCCAAGCGACCUUGCUACGGUGGGUCUUCUUGAAGAGGAUGGACUGGAGGAAUGGAACUCCUGGGCUGAUGUCCUACCACCCACAGGAGGUCCUCCGGUGCUUAGUGACGGAAAGGGUGUGAAGUUCAAACCAUGGAGGGCAGAAAUGCAGCGGAAGCUGCUUUUGAAUGAUGAUCAUUACCCCACAACGGCACAUCAGUUAGCAUAUGUCAGCAGUCGAUGCGAGGGAAAAGCGUAUGGUCAUAUUAGUCCUCGAAUGCAGGACAACUCGACAACUCCCUACCAGACAAUCAAGGACGUCUUCGAUCAUCUGGAAAGCGUCUUUUAUGAUCCCAACCAAAAGCAGGUGGCUCGGGAUGAGUACCUGGACCUCAAAAUGGAUGCGAAACAAGACUUCAUUGAUUUCCUGGCGGACUUCACCCGCCUAGCGGAGGAAUCCGAACAACCGAUGGACCUCAGGAAGAAGGAUUUGUAUCGGAAAUUGCCACCUCUCUUACAAACUCAAGUUAUGAUCCACUCGGGAGAUGAGUCAGUCUCCCUCGAGCAGUUCAUUCACAAAUGCCAGAUUGCUUCCCGCUUGAUCGCUCAGCAAGUCGCCGCCCGGAAUGCCACUCGAAAUACGAACCGCAACAACAACGGCGGCACUGCCGGCCGUGGGGAAGCAUCGCGUUCGACUUCCACCAAAAAGGAGAUUACCCGCUUGACCGACGCCGAAAAGGCAACACUUAUGAAGGAAAGGAAGUGUUUCAUUUGCAGGGAACAGGGCCACGUCUCUUAUAACUGCCCCAAGAAGACAAACAAAAACAAAAGGACCGCCGUCGCCUCCGCCACCGUGACGGGUGCCAAGGCCAAAACCAAGACGAAAGACGAGAUCGAAGAAGCAGAGACCGACGCCGAUUCGGGAAACGGGUAG
This is a messenger RNA of Penicillium bovifimosum, 2169 nucleotides long. Its product is annotated as transcriptional regulator family TF. Bases 1 to 2169 code for a protein of 722 amino acids. Gene Ontology annotation, biological process: positive regulation of transcription by RNA polymerase II; DNA-templated transcription. Lineage: Eukaryota; Fungi; Ascomycota; Eurotiomycetes; Eurotiales; Aspergillaceae. Gene Ontology annotation, molecular function: DNA binding; zinc ion binding; DNA-binding transcription factor activity. The record is from RefSeq and is a predicted model, not a curated record. The transcript is spliced from 2 exons.